Labrus mixtus (cuckoo wrasse) is the source of this 587-nucleotide messenger RNA. RefSeq names its product chemokine (C-C motif) ligand 20a, duplicate 3 (gene ccl20a.3). Gene Ontology annotation, cellular component: extracellular region. The transcript has 4 exons. Gene Ontology annotation, biological process: cellular response to type II interferon; G protein-coupled receptor signaling pathway; positive regulation of ERK1 and ERK2 cascade. The record is from RefSeq and is a predicted model, not a curated record. Gene Ontology annotation, molecular function: CCR chemokine receptor binding; chemokine activity. Bases 85 to 393 code for a protein of 102 amino acids. NCBI's taxonomy places the organism in Eukaryota, Metazoa, Chordata, Actinopteri, Labriformes, Labridae.
CUGCUAUGAUCAACAGUUUGUCACCACAACUUCUCAGACCCCACCUGAGGACAGACGAGACAACAGCUCAGCACAGAAGAAGACAUGGUGUCAAUCAAAGCUACGGUGAUGGUGAUCACGCUUCUCACCUUUUGUCUGCUCGCCACAGACACAUCGUUUAGGUAUCAUGGCUGUUGUCGAAGUUAUAUUCACACCAAACUUCCAUUCAGUGUAAUCAAGGGGUACUCAGUCCAGUCUGAAAAAGAGAAUUGUUCAAUCGGCGCCAUCAUUUUCCACACAAAGAAGGGCAAAGACGUUUGCACCAAUCCAGCUUUGAACUGGGUGAUGAACUAUGUCAACCGUAUAAGGAAUGAAGCACAAAUUGCUCACAAGAACUCACAGUCCAAGCAGUAAGAGUUGUUCUGGUGUCUGAAGAGAGUAUACUCCAGUUCUCAGUUUGUUUAACUAAUCCUCUGACUGUGAAAAAAAAAUGCAAAGAUUUGCAAUUGAAGCCUCCGGCUCAGUUGUACAGUUAAAGAUUUGAAUAUAUUUUUUCAUAUAAAAUGUUGUGUUUGUAAAUGUUAUGAGUAAACAUUGAUAAAAAACAA